This is a messenger RNA of Jaminaea rosea, 765 nucleotides long. RefSeq names its product ras-domain-containing protein. The record is from RefSeq and is a predicted model, not a curated record. Gene Ontology annotation, cellular component: endosome. NCBI's taxonomy places the organism in Eukaryota, Fungi, Basidiomycota, Exobasidiomycetes, Microstromatales. Gene Ontology annotation, molecular function: GTPase activity; GTP binding. The annotation marks the transcript as partial. The transcript has 2 exons.
GCCGCUUCCUCCACCAAGCCGUUCCAGACCAAGCUCGUCCUUCUGGGCGAGGCUGCCGUAGGCAAAUCCUCCGUCGUGCUCCGAUUUGUCUCCAACGAGUUCGCUGAGAACAAGCAGCCUACCAUUGGAGCUGCUUUUUUGACUCAGAAGUGCAGACUGGAGGACAAAGUCAUCAAAUUUGAGAUUUGGGACACGGCAGGGCAGGAGCGCUUCCACUCGCUCGCGCCCAUGUACUACCGUAAUGCGCAGGCUAGCGCUGUCAUCUACGAUGUCACCAAGGCGAGCUCGUUCGAGAAGGCCAAAUCCUGGGUCAAGGAGCUGCAACGCCAAGCCAACCCGAACAUCGUCAUUGCCCUCGUCGGCAACAAAAUCGAUCUUCUUCAACAGUCCUCGUCGUCCAGCAAUGAGGAGGGCGGCGGCGAUGACACAACAGUCGAGGCUAACGCCGACGGCGCUGAGGCGACGCCUGCUGCCAGCUCGUCUGUGGUUCGGGCUGUCUCCAAGGAGGAAGCCAAAGCCUACGCAGACGAGAGCAACCUCCUCUUCUUUGAGACGUCGGCCAAGACGGGCGAAGGCGUCAUUGAUGUCUUUACCGAGAUUGCAAAGAAGAUCAACCCGCAGGAUAUACAGCAACAGCAGCAGACACAGCAAGGAGGACGAGGAGCAGGGCAGGGAGCUGCUGGUGGAAGGCAGCAGGGUGGAGGCAAUGUGAGCUUGCAAGAUGGGCAGCAGGGAGGCAGGAGGCAAGACGCUUGUGCUUGCUAG